GCAGGCGCCACACGUGAUAAGAAACUUUCUGAAAAUGUAAAGAGAGUGGAACGAUGUGAUUAUAAAUCCCUGUCUGGACAUCACUCAGCAUCUCACACUCUGCAGACAGCUUGUAACUGCUGGACCUUUCCCUGAGAGAAACACACAAAGAUGGUGUGGUUUCUUCUCCUGUUGAUGGUGACAUGUGCUGCAAGUUCAGGUCCAACCAAUCUAGAUUGCCGUUAUUUGGUCUUUCCAGAAAAAACUGCAACAGACCAUGCAAAGCUGCAGUCAUGCAUACAUACUUUCAGUGCAAUGACUGUCUGUCUCAGGGUAAAAGCUAACCUUUGCAGAGGUCACAGCCUUUUUUCUGUGGCUACAUUCUCCGAAGGCAAUGCUUUCCUGAUAUUUUGGGAUGAAGAAGAAGAUGAACUUGAGGUUUAUGUCCAGGACCAAAAGGCUGAAUUCAAAGGGCUGAAGUAUGACCUGAAUAAGUGGCACUCAAUUUGUGUCACAUGGGACUCUGCAACUGGACUAGUGCAGCUGUGGUUUGAUGGACAUUAUGCUGUUCCAAAAUAUGUUGAUGCAGGACUCAUCAGUAGCCCAUGUAUCAUCUUAGGACAGGAGCAGGAUAAUUACUGUGGUGGUUUUGAGAAACAACAGUCCUUUGUUGGUGAGAUAACUGAUGUACAUGUGUGGGACUACGUCAUAGAAAUCUGUGAGAUCGAGCACUACUUGGAAAAUGAAUAUUUCUUCCCUGGAAAUGCAGUGAACUGGAGGGAGCUGCUCUUCUCCACCACUGGAAAAGUGUCUGUUCACUGCAAACAGAACUGUCCAGAUGACUCAAAAGACAAGAUUCCCAAACUUUCUCACCAUGAGGGUCAUCAAGGUUUAUCUGCUCAUGCCUCACACUAAUAAACAAAUAAACUAAAAAGUAAUAAUUAAUCAGCAUUAUCG
Molecule: messenger RNA, 936 nt
Organism: Melanotaenia boesemani (Boeseman's rainbowfish)
Lineage: Eukaryota; Metazoa; Chordata; Actinopteri; Atheriniformes; Melanotaeniidae
Product: C-reactive protein-like
Exons: 5
Coding region: 151-894 (247 amino acids)
Source: RefSeq, a predicted model, not a curated record